This is a messenger RNA of Saccostrea echinata, 1434 nucleotides long. Its product is annotated as cubilin-like. Lineage: Eukaryota; Metazoa; Mollusca; Bivalvia; Ostreida; Ostreidae. Bases 62 to 1324 code for a protein of 420 amino acids. The record is from RefSeq and is a predicted model, not a curated record. The transcript has 14 exons.
GGGAGUGAUCCACACAGUGACAUAAUAAUUAAUACAAAGUCCUCCAGAGGGUGAAUCCCAUAUGGCGGAUCGACGUGGAGCAGUUCUACUAGCCCUAAUAUUUAUGUCAAUGAUUCAUUUUUCACAUUCUGACACAUUAACAUGUACAUCAUCCGUGACGACCAUAAAUUUGAAUCCUUCAACCGAUCCGUAUAAAACCUACAAAUAUCCUGCAACCGGCCUGUAUCCAAGCACAACGACAUGUCAAUGGUUAAUUCAAGCCACUGAUGCUAGUUCGAGGAUAACAUAUGAAGUCACCAGUGUUAAUGUGGAUUGUGGAGACAGAUUAAUGUUUUAUGACGGGACAUCUUCAAGUGCUAGCGCCAUUGGCGGCUCUGUGUGUUGUUCCUCAUCCUCAAGUUGUGGUUCCAGUAAACCACCACAAACAACAACCGGAAACAGCCUCUUUUUGCAACUAGAUUCCGAUGGGACUGGCAAUUCUUACGAAACAGGAUUUACAGUUACUGUUGUCGUUGGAAAAGAUGAAUCAAAUUGUACAGCGUCUGGGACAUUCAACGUUAAUCUUGCUGCCACACUGACACUGACGUCACCCCAAUUUCCCGCCAAUUAUCCCUUAAGCCGCACCUGCACGUACAUAUACACUUAUUCAAACGGAAAUGUUCAGAUUGAGUUCAUAUAUAUGAAACUGGAGCUAGACAGUGGAACCUGCUUCGAUUCUGUAGAAAUCUUUAAUGGGUCUUCAACUAGUUCCCCCCUUAUUGCCAAAGUAUGUGGAGAUACUGUCCCAGCACAAAAUACCUAUACAUCUUCUGACACAUCUUUGACAGUAAAGUUCAGCAGUGAUAGUCAGGAGACAAGAAAGGGAUUCCUGGCUCGUGUGACACCUGUCGAUGAAAUUGCGACUUCCAGCGGUGAUACUACCGGGAGCAGUUCUACUGCUCAUAUAUCAACUACUACUAAUGCAGUAACGAAUAGCACGAAUGAACCCUCUGCUGUUAGUGAUUCAAACACUACAACGGACAUAACAUCUCCACGUAUUGCUAGUACCACCACAGAUGGUUAUGGAGAAACAACUACUCAGUUACAUGGUGAGAGAACUACCAGUCUUCAAACAGACAAUAGCAGCCUUUUUGUAGGAGAGAGUACCGGUUACAAUGGCGGACAAAUCGCUGCUGGUGUUGUAGUGGGAGUAGUUGUUAUCAUCUUGUUUGUGGUGGGAGGUGUCAUAAUAUUUCAAAAAAUGAAGAAAAAGCGUUCGGUAAAUAGUUCUGACAAUAAAAAGAAUGAAGAUAAUACAAGAGAAAAUGUCAGGCGUUCAGAAUGAAGAGAAAAUCCAGUUAUCAUCUCCUCCAGUCGGAACAAAAUGUGUCACGUGAUCAACAACCUUUAAUCUGUUUUUUGUUGUUGUUAUGUUUUGAAUAAAAAAAAACUAUU